This is a messenger RNA of Myripristis murdjan (pinecone soldierfish), 1418 nucleotides long. RefSeq names its product butyrophilin subfamily 2 member A2-like. The coding region runs from base 170 to 712 and encodes 180 amino acids. The transcript has 3 exons. Lineage: Eukaryota; Metazoa; Chordata; Actinopteri; Holocentriformes; Holocentridae. The record is from RefSeq and is a predicted model, not a curated record. Gene Ontology annotation, cellular component: external side of plasma membrane. Gene Ontology annotation, biological process: immune response; cellular response to lipopolysaccharide; T cell costimulation.
UGCAACAUCGUAAAACCUGCUGCGUCUGGACGGCUGGAAAGAAUCAAGACAGCCGGUGUUAUUUUCCUCAGUAGGAGUCUGAGGGUGUGGUGCUGGAGCCCUGUUUUUUUUUUUUUUUUUUUUUUUUUUUUUUUGUAGUUUUUAUUCUGAUUAUCGUUAUUAUUAGAAGAUGAUCCGCAUCCUGCUGCUUGUUGUCCUGACAGCCUCUGUCUGUGGAAAACUUGUAGUGAAUGUGAGCCAGGCUGUCUAUCAGGCAGAGGAGAACAGUGACGUCACCAUGGAGUGGACGUUCACUCCCAUCAUGCCCGCCACCGAUCUCAAAAUCUUCUUUGCAUUAUGGUUACCUGAACUGAAGAUUUCUAAGUCUGUAUAUUACUUUCAUAAAGGUGAUGAGCACCCAGAAUAUCAAGAUGAGCAGUUCACAGGACGAGUUGGAUUGGACAAAGACGAGCUGGGAAAAGGAAACAUCAGACUUCAUCUGUCCAGACUCACGACUGAAGACUCAGGUGUCUAUCGGUGUAAAGUGUCCACUGAUCAAGACCCUGAUCAAGUCGGCAGUGAAUGUUCCCUCAACGUCACCGCAGCCAGGAUUCAGCCCACAGCUGAGGAGACCCAGCCGACAGGUCGGGGAAGGAUCGCUCUCUUCGUUGGAUCUGAACUUUUUGUUGCUGAACUUUUCCUCCUGAUGUUCUUCAAAUUUCUUCUGGAAUAAAUGUCCAGCAUGUGAAAACUGGGGGUCAAACCCCCUGUUAAUAUCAGUGAGCAGAGCAUCAAACCAACUGAUCAGACUCGAAAAGACAGAAAUGUCCUGGAGUUGAACUGAAGCUGUAAGGUCUGUGUUCACAGAGGGCUCUGAAGCCAAAAAACAUCGGAUUAAAACUUAAUUUGAUAAACUCAACAACCGCUGAGAAAGUUCAGUCCACUUCAUUUAUAUGAACAAAGAUACAGGCUCUCUCUCUCUCUCUUUCCCUGCAAAUUAAAAGUGCAAAAACUAAAUUUUUUGUGCUUGUGACCAGAAUGAAAUGUAAUAUUGAGAGUGUCUUCCCUCCAUGUUUUGACGUUUCUGGUUUAAUCAGGAUGUUGCUGUGGGAUGUGGUGAGGAGCUUUGAAAGGAUUUGUCCAACAUUUUGCAGCAAAAUCCCCUCUUUCCAUCUCAUCCAGACUGAGACAAGAUGUUCGAUCCCAUUUUACCUGCAGGAAGUGACCUGCUGGACGUACAGAGGCGUCUCAGUCUGGGGAAGAUGGAAAAUGUUGGAGAUUUCCUUUAAAGCAAAACCAGCCAUCAUUUCAAAAGUGAAGACGAUGCAAUGUUCAGUACCUUUUUUUCAGUCAGUCAAAUCAAUAAAUCAUGUUUUGUGCCACUUUUAUUUCACCCUCUUAAUAAAAUUCACUUUUUUUCAACACGUUCAAUAAAGUAU